Rhagoletis zephyria (snowberry fruit fly) is the source of this 706-nucleotide messenger RNA. The record is from RefSeq and is a predicted model, not a curated record. Lineage: Eukaryota; Metazoa; Arthropoda; Insecta; Diptera; Tephritidae.
AUUUCAACUUCCGGAAAGCUGUCUGCCGUGCAGCUUCGAGUCAAAACCGUGCACCAUUCGCUACUUUGUGCGAGCCGUCAUCGACAUACCCUAUCAAUCACCGCCUCAGGGCAUCAAGUACUUUACCAUCAUCGGACCGCACAUUGACUGCAUGGACAAGCAGUUUCUGCAUGUCGGCUUCAACAUUGAACGAGGAGUGCUCGGCAUGAACAAGGACGUGGUGCACACUGUGCUCGAGUACCAGGGAGAGAAUGUGGCACCGAACCAAAAGUUUCGCUUCGACAGCUCAGACAGCUUGGUCGUGCCCGUCAUGCCGCCCACCAUCAUCGGCCUGAGUAAGCUGCUGCAAAUAUUUUACUCGCUCAAGGUUUGGGUUGAGCUUGAAAAGUCAGGAGAAAACUUGCACUUGAUCUUCCCCAUCACCAUUGCCACUUGUCCAUUUCGUAUACCCAAUUCCAAUAAGCAACCGGUUAUUGACUACAACGUCUGUUGUGACCACGUGGAGGGUGGCAUGUACAUUGGACCCGAGUUCAGGACUGGCGGCCAAGUCUACGACGGCUCCUUGGACGUGGAAGACGUCGUUCUCUACAGGCCCGUCUACCUGUGUGUAAAGCGACAGCACCCCAACACCACCACCACCACCCAUCGGACUCAACAAUCAAAUGAGCUUAGCAACUGCGAUCCUGGCCCCAGCAAGCGUACGUAG